Chironomus riparius is the source of this 1188-nucleotide messenger RNA. The record is from the annotation of a GenBank genome assembly. Lineage: Eukaryota; Metazoa; Arthropoda; Insecta; Diptera; Chironomidae.
AUGGCUGUAUUCUUACUAAAUAUUUGUAAAUUUAACAAGUGUGGAAUGGAAUUUGGAACUUUAAUUGAUCUCAUACAGCAUAUUGAGGAAAAUCACAUUGAUUAUGAUCCAAUAUCUAAGCCUGAUUGUCUUCCGUUAAGUUGCGUGCAAAGAUUCAUAACAGAUGCUACGCGUAAAGAAACACCACCGCAAUUUAUGGUGAGCUCAGGUUCCGUUGAAUCACUAGAUCGCACCAGUAAUGCUAGCGAAAGGGUUGUUGAAGUCAAAAGGAAAAUUGCUAUAAAACAUCACAGUUACAGUAUGUCAUCAUCAAAUCGAAGUAAUACUCCAACAGGCAGCGAAAUUGAUGAGGACGAGAUAAUGGUUUCAGAGUCGGAAGAUAGCAAUGAGUCUUGGACAACAGAAGAAUUCAGCUCUGAAUUUAUUAUGCGAUAUGGUAGUCGAAGCUCAGCGCCGAAUGGUUCGAAUGAAAAGCCAUUUGCAUGUCCUGUUCCUGGCUGUAAAAAGCGUUAUAAGAAUGUAAACGGUAUCAAAUACCACUCAAAAAACGGCCAUAAAAAGGAUGGCAAUCGAAUACGGAAAGCAUUCAAAUGUCAUUGUGGUAAAAGCUAUAAAACGUCACUUAAAUUGAGAAAUCAUACAUUAUUGAUUCACAAUGGUGGCUCAACUUCUGAUCUCUCGCUUUCAUCAUCAUCACUAUCAUCACUCAAUUCAACUCAACAAUUAUCGGACUCAGCAUCACCGCCACUCGCAGUCACAAUGAAAAAUUCAAUAAAUCUCGUAGCAAUAAAGACAUCAAAGGCAUCGAAUGGCAUCUCUUUAACGGGUAAUGUCCAAGCGAGUACGUCAAAAGGAAAUGGAAAUAAUAAGGAGGGUUUAAAGGGUGAACAUAAUAAUAAUAAUAAUAAUAUUAACAAUAGUAGCAGUAAUAAUAGUAAUAAGAUUCCAAAAUUGACGAUGAAAAAUGGAUAUGAUGGAUUAGGAAUUCUUACUCCAGCAACAUCGCCGAAAAAUCAACAACAGCAACAACAACAACAGAUUGUUUCGGAUAAUAAUAGUCACUUACUCAAUACCUCCAAUGGAAGUGUCGAUAUACCUUUAACUCCUGUGAGCCCUGCCUCAUCGCCAAGUUCGUCUACAACAAGUACGACGAGUUAUCAGCAUCAGCUCAAGAAAUCUGAUUCAUAG